CCCAGACGCGCGGGUACAAACGGAACGUUGCACGCGCCUGCGGCAGCAGGUUUAGGGUUCGGCGAGAGACGGGAUGAGGACGGCGGCGGUUCUGGGGCUCGUGCUGCUCCUGGGCUCGGUGUGGAUGAUCCACAGCGAUGACAUCAGCCCAGAGAAGCUCAUACAGGAUGGCUUUGACCUGGACCGCUUCAUGGGGCGCUGGUACGAUCUGGCGGUGGUCUCCACCUGCCCCCACUACAUGCACAGGAAGAGGGUGAGCCCCGUCAUCGUGGCACUGGACCUGCAAGGCGUCGGUCCCGGGCGCAACUUCACAGUCACGUCCACGCGCAUCAGGAACGGCACGUGCCAGCCGUCGUCCAGGCUUUUAAGCCUGACUGAUGUUCCGGGAAGGUUCUUCCAUCAUAAUCCCAAGUUCUCGGCGGACGUCUAUUCCUACGUGCUCCGCGUGAGCUACGAGCAUUACGCCGUGUUGCUGCUCCUGAGCACCGAGCAGCCGUCGGGGAACAGAACCACGUCGCUGAAGCUUCUCAGUCGCGCUGUCGACGUGAGUCCCGCUGCGCUGGAGGAGUUCAAAACGCUGGUCAGACAGCACAAACUGAGAGACGACAGCAUCAUCAUGAACAAAGAUGUGUGCACUGUCAAUCAGCACGUGACGGAAGCUACCGCUCAGCCUCAGGUUUCUGGGUCGAAAACGAAUGCGGUGCCGCCUGAGAACGAGAACAAGGUCAGACCCUGAACACUCACCAGACAACCAGGAGGAGAUGACGUCACGUCGUUACUGCGCCGAAUUAAUCUGUUUUUAUCUUAAUACGCAUUAGGAAUAAAGUCCACAAACAAAGUCACACGUAUUAGGUUAGCGUCAAAACCAAAUGUAUGGCAAAUUUGUAAUGUGGGUUUUGUUAUAAAGUGCUUUUAUCAACCAACCAGUCCACGCAUUAAAAACAAGCUCCUGAUAAAACACA
Betta splendens (Siamese fighting fish) is the source of this 962-nucleotide messenger RNA. Its product is annotated as protein AMBP-like. The coding region runs from base 74 to 736 and encodes 220 amino acids. Gene Ontology annotation, cellular component: plasma membrane; cell surface. The record is from RefSeq and is a predicted model, not a curated record. Gene Ontology annotation, molecular function: serine-type endopeptidase inhibitor activity. The transcript has 8 exons. NCBI's taxonomy places the organism in Eukaryota, Metazoa, Chordata, Actinopteri, Anabantiformes, Osphronemidae.